AAAGGUCAUCGGUAUCUUCUUCCUUUCUUCUUCUUCCGAGUCGUACGACCGAACUGAAAACUGAACGAACGCUUCUGCAGGAGCGAAGCGCUGUGCGUUGUGUUGUAUUUAAAAGCGAAGGAGCUCUUUUCUUAAAAUGAUGCAGUUCUUAAUGCGAUAACCGUCAUGUCUUCAUGCAUCUCUACUCAUCCAGAAGAACGCAUGCAGGUUAAAACAAACGACUCCUCGCAGGAGGAUGAUUGAAAGCGUGUCACGACGGGCUUUCAGUGGUUCAAGCGGGACUUACAACGUAAGAGCCUCCGAGCUGGCGCGGGACCGUAGACUGAAGACCCUUACAGCCACUGUGGUAUUUCUCGAUGACUCUCAGCACUGCUUUCAGUUGGAGAAGCGUGCUAAAGGCCAGGUUUUGUUGGACCUGGUGUUCCAGCAUCUGGAACUCAUCGAGAAAGAUUACUUCGGCCUACAAUAUUCUGACAAUGGAGUUUUACCAACGCCCCCCAAUCCUGAUAUCAUGAGAUGGCUUGAUCCUUCUAAACCUGUCAAGAAACAAAUCAAGGGUGGCAGUCUCUAUUUUCGAGUUAAGUUUUAUGUGUCGGACCCCAGUAAACUUCAAGAGGAAUAUACAAGAUAUCAUUUAUAUCUACAAGUUCGGCAAGAUAUCUUACAGGGCAGGCUUCAAGUCACCCCUAGCACAGCCUGCCUCCUUGCCAGUUAUACUGCUCAAUCGGAAUUAGGUGACUACCACCCUGAAGAACAUGGGUCUGGUUACUUAUCACACCUUCAACUCAUGUCAGGACAAACAGAAGAAAUGGAAAAGAAGGUUGCUGAGCUACACAAACUUCAUAAGGGUCAAACACCGGCCGACGCAGAGUUUAAUUUCUUAGAUCAUGCGAAACGAUUGGAGAUGUAUGGAGUUGAUUUACAUAGAGCUCGACAGGAUUCUUCAGGAAAAGAAAUUCAGCUUGGUGUCACAUCAUUGGGUCUUGUGGUCUUCCAGAAUAAUAUAAGGAUUAAUACCUUUUCUUGGUCCAAAAUUGUUAAAUUGUCUUUUAAAAGAAAGCAGUUUUUUGUCCAGCUGAGAAGGGAACCAUCUGAAAACUAUGAUACUCUGCUUGGAUUCAACAUGCUUACUUAUAGAUCAUCUAAAAAUUUGUGGAAAUCAUGUGUAGAGCAUCAUACAUUCUUUCGCCUUCACUCACCUCAUGUUAGACCAAGACGAUUUCCACUUAGUCUUGGCUCACGUUUCACUUACUCAGGCCGCACUGAAUUUCAAACAGUUGAGGAUGGUAGGCAACGAGCUCGUGUUGAUAGGACUUUUGUUCGGACACCAAGCAAACGGCCAUUUAGAACAACAGUGCCACCACCAGUUGAGGACAAAGCUGUUUUACCAACAGCACCAACUCGCACUCCAAGACCACAUGACAACAAAGUGACCUCACUAGGAUCCCGUGAACCCAGAAAAGCUUGGGGAGAAGCCUCUCAUCCCUCUGAUGAUGAGGGUGGUUUCCUGGAUGUAAGAGCUGAAGAACGUAUAGGUAGACCAUUCACUCCGUCACUUCCUUCUAGCAGAGCAAUGACAUAUGUUGAUGAAGAGCCAGUUGAGCCUGAGCUAGUGGUUAAUGGUAGUACAACAACAAGUACAUUUGAAAUGCCUAGUCUUACUGAACUGCAACCACCACAGCCACCUCCGGAAGAGGGCUUGGUGAUGAUACGAAUAAGUCCUGAUGAGCAAGGAAGGUUUGGAUUCAAUGUUAAGGGAGGAGCAGACUUAGGAAUGCCAAUACUUGUUUCAAGAGUGGCUCCUAAUACUCCGGCUGAUAGAUCUUACCCCAAACUUAAUGAAGGAGAUCAGGUUUUGCUUAUUAAUGGUCGAGAAGUGAAUGGUAUGACACAUGAUCAAGUUGUGAACAUUAUCAGAGCGUCACGCGAUGUUCAUUGUGGCGAGUUGGUUCUGACUGUGAGACCAAAUGCUGUGUAUGAAGCUCAUGAGGAGGAGGAACCACCAUAUCAAUACGUCCCAGAUGUCAUAGGAGGCUCAGGGGGGCCAGCUGGGGCACUGGUAGGGGGAGAUGCAUUGGCACAAUCCAUGCUCCUCUUGGAGGAUGGCCUGGCCAGUGGGGCACUUUUGGCACAAUUUGAGCAGCUGUACCGUAAAAACCCACAACUUGCUGCAAAUGAAGCACGCAAGUCUGACAACCAGAUGAAGAAUAGAUAUAGAGAUAUUUCUCCAUAUGAUGCUACUAGGGUCAUUCUAGUUGGGGGUUCCACUGGUGAUUAUAUUAAUGCCAAUUAUGUAAAUAUGGAAAUACCUGGAUCAGGAAUCAUUAACCGGUACAUUGCAUGCCAAGGUCCGUUAUCAAACACCGUUCAAGAUUUCUGGCAAAUGGUGCUAGAGGCACAAACAACUUUAGUAGUAAUGUUAACAACUGUCAUUGAGAGAGGCAGAACAAAGUGUGCCCAGUACUGGCCGGAAGUAGGCAGUACUAUGGAUCUUGAAAAUCAGUUGACAGUGACAUGCAAUAGCGAAAUCACUGACUCAACCCAAAGCUUUGUCUUCCGUGAAUUUGUUCUUCGUCACAUUGAGACGGGAGAGGAGAGAGAUAUAAGCCACAUGCAGUAUUUGGCGUGGCCAGACCAUGGGGUCCCUGAGGACUGGAUACGAUUUGUUGAGUUUACUGAAAGAGUGCGAGUUGCACGGAGAGGAAUGGUAGAACCCACAAUAGUGCAUUGUUCUGCGGGAAUCGGCAGAACAGGAGUUCUGAUUCUAAUGGAAACUGCUAUGGGUCUUAUUGAAGCUAAUCAACCAGUUUAUCCCCUGGAUAUCACUCGUGCAAUGCGAGACCAGCGAGCACUCAUGAUACAGACACCCGCACAAUAUCACUUCGUUUGUAGUAGUGUCCAUCGGGCUUUCAAUGAAGGCCUGAUAAAACCUUUGCCAGAAUUCAGCAGGUGAUUUGAAACUAUAGAUAGGCAUUGGAGACAGUAUGUUGUUCUGUGGAAACUUUUGAUAUUUCUCUGCUAGCAGACCAAAUUUCCUUUUUGUUUUGUAGAAAAUGAAUGUUAUGAAUGAUUUUAAAAGUUGGAUCUAAAUAGUAUGUAAAUCCUGCCACUGUAUUGUAUCGUCCGAGGGACAUUGAUUGUCUCUUAUGGUUGCCGUCCACCUCACCAUACCUAAAAUUGACUUUUAGACAUCCUUCUCAGCUUUUUAGGCUAUAGGUCAGUACUCGUAGGUAUGUUCGUCAAGUCUGAAACUGAGUCUUUCCUGAGAGGAUAUAACAAAAUAUAAUUUUGUUGUAUGUGAUGUAUUUGAUUAUACUGGCCUAGUGGAAAUAGGAGGUGUCUCACAAUGCAAAUGUGAGAAUUGUGAUAUUGGGGUCUUGCCAUUUAUGGCGCUAUUUGUACUUUUUGAGACCUGCCAUUUGUAGUGUAGAAAUAUUGGAAAAUACCACUGCAACAUAGACAUGCAUUUUCCCAUACUUGUACAGAUUUUGUGCAGCUUCUCAUUGUUUAAAGCCCUUUUAUUAACUUGCUACUGAGGCUACCAUCAGUAUUACUGGCAGUUCUGGAACUCCUUUUAUUUCAGCAUGCCCUUUUAGCUUGCCCUUCUCACAAGAAAAAUCUAUACUGUAUGUUUUUAGUUAAAGUAUUUGGUCACAAGUGCUUCUACCGUGAUAUUUAGUUAAGUUAUUAGAAAAUUUCACUUUUCAAUACAUAUCUCUCAUUAGUCAUGUCAGACUUGUGUUUCAAUAGUUGCUCUCACUUUUAUCUCAUUAACUAUUUGGAUGAGCAGGGGAUCACUGGGCUAUCCAUCCUGGCAUCUUAGGUCUCUUUUUAUGGUGUGUCUUCCAGAAGUAACAGCUUUUAUGUGUUCAUCAGCUUUUAAUUGUGCUCAGUGAAUCUUUUGUGUGUGUUUGUAAGCAUCUGCAAGAUUUUGGCAAAUUAACAAUUACUGUAGUUUGGGUAGCAAACAUAUCCUUGGUGCAGUUGAGGGUAGUUACUCUUUUUUUUAUCAUUUACUACUGAAAGUUCAUCUGUUUUAAUACAACUCUGGCCUAAAUUUUUGAAUUGGAUUUCAAAUGUUUUAGUACAUUAGACAAUCAAUGGCUUGAGCUUUUUGCUUUGUGUUCUCUUUUUAAAACAAAACUGGGCUAAUCUGUGUGCAAUAUUGUUCUUUUCCCUUUUUAAACCUGAGCUUAUUUGUAGUUUUAAUGCCAUAUAUUUAAGUUCAAACUGUUGCUCUUCCCACCUUUUAAAAUGACCCUUCAUUGUCUCAUGUUUAAUGAUAUGACUGCAGGGCUCACCUGUUUGAAGUCCCUCUGGUGUAUUUCAUUUAAAAACUAGUACGCAACUUGUCUCUGGUAAAAUUACAAUGACUAUGUCAUUUUUGGACAGCCAUUUAUUUGUAAAUAAUUUGUAGUUAUUUGUGUUCUGUAUAAUGUUUUGUGAUUAUCUUCAUGCUGUGAGCAAAGUGCAGUGUGCACAGCAAGCACUCUUUUAAAGGCUCUUCCUCUUCUUGAACUUGUAUAUUGGUAGGGAAAGACUGUUCUGUAAUGUAUGUAAUAGUAGUACUACAUAUCUAACAAGAGUAGUCUGCCCAUAAUUUACCUCAGACUUUUCAUCAACAAAGCUUGUAAACAUAAAUGGUUCUGGCUGACUCUGGGAGUGUCUUCAAACAAAAGUGGAUUUUGUGCACGCUGCAUAAGCAUAACUCAGUCAGUCAAAGUGUGCUCUUGAAUGUUUUUUAAAUUUAUUUUUUGUGUAGAUGAAAAAGUGAUGUGUAUGUAUUUAGCUAUCUUCUGUACAACAGGAUAAAGCAAUGAAGUGUCUAAUUGUUGUGAUUUAGACUUUUUAUGGAAAAUAUGUUAUGAUUAUAUAUUUAUUUAAUUUUGUGUUCUUUUACAAAAUGCUUUUGAAUUUUUUUAGUGUACUCUGUAUGUUUCUUUUUUUUUUAUCAUGUACUUCCUCUUUCUUACUUAGUAAGUCCUAUUCAAUUGUUGAAGUACAUUAUUGUGUAUACAGGGUAGUUCUUAGGCUGCUCCACAGUGUGUUCAUAAUGUUACUUUCUUUCAUCAUAUGUGAAUGAACUAAGAGUGCCAAUGCUCUUGUCAUCAUCUACUAAGGCUCUUAUUACAGCUGGGUUUUGAUAAAUUUUGUCAAGCUUCAUAAAACUAUAUCCCAAUUGAUUCAAUAUAUUCUCAUGUGACAUGGAGCUUUUCAAGCAAUCUACAUUUUCUUCAUUUGAAAAAGAGAUUGUUUUUCAAGUGAACAGAUUAUUUAUUUCUUUAUCAAAUGUUUAUGCACUCUUAGUGUUUUGUCUAGUCGAAUCAAACUUAUUGGAAAAAUAGCUUGGGUAUGUCCGGGCAAGAGUAUAAAUUAGAGGAUUUGCUUAUUAAGUCCCCAAUUUACCAAUGAAUCAUUUGAUUGUGGUGCAGACUGAUACCUUAACCUGUGUGUUUCAGUUGCAGCAAAUAUUUUAGAAGUACGUAUUUAUGACCUAUAACAACCAAAUUAUUUACACAUGUUAUGUGGCAAAACAGUUUGGAAGAAACCACAACUAUUUGGUUGCCACUGACAAAAUUUAUUGUAGAUGUUGCAGUUUGGAAAUAAGAUAUUUUAAUAAGACAAGUUUGUAAGGGCUUUCUUAUUCUCAAAGUGUAGGCAUUUGAAGUGUAUUUUUCUGUAAUGCUGUAACCUGUUUAGCUGAUGGUUGUGUGUUGCAACAAUCUGUGACAAUAUUGUUAAAAAUUGAUAUGCAAAUAUACUGGUUUCAACUGAAUGCA
Molecule: messenger RNA, 5780 nt
Organism: Thrips palmi
Lineage: Eukaryota; Metazoa; Arthropoda; Insecta; Thysanoptera; Thripidae
Gene: Ptpmeg
Product: tyrosine-protein phosphatase non-receptor type 4
Exons: 19
Coding region: 236-2953 (905 amino acids)
Biological process (GO): protein dephosphorylation
Cellular component (GO): cytoskeleton
Molecular function (GO): protein binding; protein tyrosine phosphatase activity
Source: RefSeq, a predicted model, not a curated record